Penaeus indicus is the source of this 2394-nucleotide messenger RNA. RefSeq names its product zinc transporter ZIP13 homolog. The record is from RefSeq and is a predicted model, not a curated record. NCBI's taxonomy places the organism in Eukaryota, Metazoa, Arthropoda, Malacostraca, Decapoda, Penaeidae. Gene Ontology annotation, cellular component: membrane. The transcript has 8 exons. Gene Ontology annotation, molecular function: zinc ion transmembrane transporter activity. Bases 166 to 1104 code for a protein of 312 amino acids. Gene Ontology annotation, biological process: intracellular zinc ion homeostasis; zinc ion transmembrane transport.
UGGCAGCGUACUCCCGAACGUAAACAUUGAGGCUGGAGGCGAAGCAGAAGGAGGCGGUGUGAUGGACCUCCUUCCCUCUUUUUAACAGAUUGACGCUCUUUUGUCGAAGGAGAGGUGUUUUAAGAUGUGUGUGUUGUGAAAAUUCUCUGGAAAGACCUAAGAGGAAUGCAAAACUCCAGUCCAGAAUGGCUCGAGUCAGCCAUGGCUUCUAGUGUGGUAGUGUGGCCCCCAUGGCCCUCGGAGUGGCUUCAGGGGGGCCAUGUGGACAUGUUGGCUGGCCUGGCAGAAAAGUACCAGCCAUGGUUGUGCUCGGUGGUUGCCUCGGUGGUCGUAGGGCUGGCUGGAAUCGUGCCGCUCCUCCUCAUCCCCAGCGACUACGAAAUCAAAUCCAACAGCGGCGGAAGGAACGUGUUGCAGCUGCUGUUAAGUUUCGCGGUGGGCGGCCUCCUGGGCGACGUGUUCCUGCACCUGCUGCCGGAGGCGUGGAGCAUGGCGCUGGACGCUGGGGCAGGUACCCAUGAGGCCUUCACUCAAGUGGGUCUUUGCGUGUUGGCUGGAAUCUUCGUGUUCAUCAUAGUGGAGAUGAUGGCUUCAAACGAGUCUCCCGAGCCACAGAAUAAUAACUCUAAGGAAAAAAUUGGGGAAAAUAAGAAAGAUGUAACUGGCUACUUAAACCUUAUAGCAAAUGGUAUUGACAACUUUACUCACGGACUGGCCGUAGCCGGUUCAUUCAUGGUUUCCUACAAGACGGGAAUACUUACAACUGGUGCUAUACUCAUUCACGAAAUCCCCCAUGAGAUUGGGGACUUUGCCAUUCUACUUAAGUCUGGUUUUAGCCGCUGGGAGGCAACACUGGCACAACUUUACACUGCAGGAGUUGGCUUACUGGGUGCACUCUUCACACUCUUCAUUGGUACUACUGAGGCCCUUGCGGGGGUACAAGUGUACAUCCUUGCCUUUACUGCAGGAGGCUUCCUCAACAUCGCUCUUGUGACUGUACUGCCAGAGCUUUUGCAGGAGGAACGCCCUGCUCAGUCUUGCGCACAGCUGCUGUGUCUCCUUUUGGGUACCUUCACCAUGGCCACAGUCGCUACCACAUGCUGAAGGACAGGCAUACUUCAGUUUUCUCUUCCGUCUUGUCUUGUGUUCUAGGGGCUGUGAUGUCCUCAUGCCUGUCGAGGAGAGCUGGUCAAUUUUUCCUAGUUGGUUAGGAGUAAUAUUUUUUUCGUCUCCCAAGUGUAGAGAAAUAGUGUUAGAAUUUUAAUAUGUUUCUUUCAUAUAGACUGCAGGUAUAAUGUAGUGAUGUGUUCUGCAUGGAUAGAAAGUUCAGAAAGAGUUAUACUGGAUUUCUUUUGUCUCUCUUUUUUGUAUUUUACAUUACAUAUCAUAAAAGGAAGAAAAUAGAUGAAAAACAUGGUAAUGUGAAUAUACAAAUUUCCAGGUUGUGUUGAAGAAGGGGUGAAUCAUAUAGUUCAACUCUACUAAUAUUAUUGGUCCUGAAGUCCAGUGGUUUCACCACAUUCAACUUUACUAACCAAGUUGUGAGUGAGUGAGUCCCAGACACAUGUAAAGAAGAAAUGCAGGUCUUAUAACACAGUGGCCUCGUGCAAAGGCAUCAGUCAGGAAAGUGAUGCCAGGUUCCACUUAAAGGCCUUCAUAUUAGAAAUGAGGACCAUAGCCAUAUACAGUGCAACUUCCUAUCUGCAGUGUUUACAAAGCAUUUAUACAGCAAGAUUAUAUAUCCUUGCAAUGUGAAGAAACCUCUCACUAUUAAAUACAAAAAUAGAUAUGUUAUAAAGACAUGAUAAGUAGAUAUAUAACUUUAUUAAAUCUAACCAAACAUUUCACAGAACAAACUCUUAUACAUUUCAGUGAAGUACUUCUAGAUGAGUAAGAUUGUGACAUGAAUCCAAUGUUCCAUUUCUACUGAAGGAAUUUUACAUCUCUAGCAUAUUCAGUUCAAUAUUUUCAUUGAAGAUAGACAUCUGUGUAUAUAUUUAGAAUUUAGACCUCAAUUCACAUUUUCAUUGAAGCACCAUCGAUAAUAUAUUCUUGGAUUUAAGACAAAUACUUUGGAUAUUCGGAAAAUGUUAUUUUGAUGCAACAUUUUAGAUAAAAUGCAGAGGUGGCAUGUCUUUUUUUUAACUAAUUUGAAAUUUGAUAAUAUAUAGUAUAUUACACAUUUCUUGCACAUUCAUUCAUUGAUACCUAGAAGAUAUUAGCUUUUAUUGCAGAGUAAGACCUGAGCUGUGUAUAUAGCAGCUAAUAAUUCAAACCUGUAGUUUAGUAGACAUUCGAAAGUUACUCUUUCAAAAUUAGUUUUUAGAAACAGAUUUAGAAAUUCAGAAACAGAUAUGUGGCUGUGAAAACCUUCAUUUACUAUUAUAUAUAUAU